AUGUCGGUCACUCUACACACCACGCACGGCGAUUUAAAGGUUGAAAUCUUUUGCGAAACCGUCCCUGAAACCGCAGAGAACUUCCUCGCCCUCUGCGCAUGCGGCGCAUACAAUGACACCCCCUUUCACCGGUUCAUGCCGGGCUUCAUGAUCCAAGGCGGCGACAUCUCGCUCAGCCGCGCAGCCACUGCGGCCGACGGCCAUCCUCCCAUCCUCCCAUUCGACGACAUCCCCAAAGGUGGUACAUCGAUAUACCACCCUUCCGCCCUCAACCAAGAGAUACGUACCCCAGCCCUGCGCCAUACUUCUCGUGGUAUGCUUUCGAUGGCCUCGAGACCCGUCAAGGACCGCACGGCGCCUGGCAUGCAAAAUGCCGCGGGCCCUACGGUCAACGGCAGUCAGUUCUUUAUCACCUUCGUACCAGCGCCGCAUCUCGACGGCGAAAGCACCCUGUUUGGUAGGGUGCUGAAUCUUACGGCCCAGGAUGAGAACGGGGAUGUUUUGGGUAGGCUGGAAAACUCAAAGGCAAAAGUGGACAAAAAGGGCCGCGUGAUACAGCCCAAGGAAGGCGAAGAGAUCGAGGGGGAGUGGGAGGCUUUGAAGUUGGUUUCGGUGACGAUUCAUGCCAAUCCUUUUGCAAAAUGA
Talaromyces rugulosus is the source of this 645-nucleotide messenger RNA. RefSeq lists its product as uncharacterized. The transcript has 3 exons. NCBI's taxonomy places the organism in Eukaryota, Fungi, Ascomycota, Eurotiomycetes, Eurotiales, Trichocomaceae. Gene Ontology annotation, biological process: protein peptidyl-prolyl isomerization. Gene Ontology annotation, molecular function: peptidyl-prolyl cis-trans isomerase activity. The record is from RefSeq and is a predicted model, not a curated record. The coding region runs from base 1 to 645 and encodes 214 amino acids. Gene Ontology annotation, cellular component: catalytic step 2 spliceosome.